CGGCGGCUUCCUCUCGCCCGCCCGUCUUGGGACCUUUGCCUGCGCGCCUACCCGCGGGGUAACAGCGCGCGCUUCGGCCCUCAGCGGGACGGGGACUGGGACGUCAGGCCCAAGGCCCUGCUGUCCCCCACGAUGAGGAAGUUGAGGCUCAGAGAAAGAGAGUGAUAUAUGCUCAACGUCCUGUGAUCAGAGUGCAGGAACCAGGUGCAGGUGGUCAGCUGCCGCCGGGCCCAUGCCGUGAGGCCGGGAGGCAGGCGUCCGCCACCAGCAUGCCGUGGGACGCGCGGCGGCCCGGGGGCGGCGCGGACGGCGGGCCGGAGGGCGCAGGCGCGGCGCGCUCACGGGCGCAGAAGCAGUGUCGCAAGUCGUCGUUCGCCUUCUACCAGGCCGUCCGCGACCUGCUGCCGGUGUGGCUGCUCGAGGACAUGCGCGCCAGCGAGGCCUUCCACUGGGACGAGCGCGGCCGCGCCGCCGCUUACUCGCCCUCCGAGGCGCUGCUCUACGCGCUCGUGCACGACCACCAGGCGUACGCGCACUACCUGCUGGCCACGUUCCCGCGGCGCGCGCUCGCGCCACCCAGCGCCGGCUUCCGCUGCUGCGCGGCGCCCGGGCCGCACGUGGCGCUGGCCGUGCGCUACAACCGCGUGGGCAUCCUGCGCCGCAUCCUGCGCACCGUGCGCGACUUCCCGCCCGAGGAGCGCGCGCGCGUGCUCGACCGGCGCGGCUGCAGCCGCGUGGAGGGUGGUGGCACGGCGCUGCACGCGGCCUGCGAGCUGGCGCGCCCCGAGUGCCUCUUCCUGCUGCUUGGCCACGGCGCGUCACCCGGCCUGCGCGACGGCGGCGGCCUCACGCCUCUUGAGCUGCUGCUGCGCCAGCUGGGCCGCGACGCCGGGGCCCCCAAUGCCGCCGCUGCCGCCGCCGGGGCGCCCGCCUCUGCGCCCGGGGAGCCGCGCCAGCGCCGCCUGCUGCUGCUCGACCUGCUGGCGCUGUACACGCCCGCGGGCGCCGCCGGCCCUGCCCGCCGGGAGCUGCUGGGCGACCGGCCGCGCUGGCAGCGGCUGCUGGGCGAGGACAAGUUCCAGUGGCUGGCGGGCCUGGCGCCGCCCUCGCUCUUCGUGCGCGCCAUGCAGGUGCUGGUCACCGCCAUCUCGCCUGGACGCUUCCCCGAGGCCCUGGACGAGCUGCCGCUGCCGCCUUUCCUGCAGCCGCUGGACCUCACGGGCAAGGGCUAGACCUCGGCGGGGAGGCGGGGGGGCCGGUCGUUGGAUUUUUGGAAAUACUAUUUUUCAGAGCGUUGUACCCAGCACUUUACAUAUAUUGAUCUCUGUAUAGGAGAACCUCUGCUUCGUAUGUUGCACGUGCUGCAGGCUGGGCCUUGAUGGUCAGGUGGGCCCCCGGCUGCGGGUUUCUGGGGUCCGGCUGAGCUCAGCUCCCCGCCUCCCUCCCUUUUUGCAAGGGUACAGGAGUCACGCGACUCCUAGAGCCAGGCCCUACCCUGUGCUCACUUUCCAGCCCGUGAAGCUUUCCAUGUUGAUGUAGAGCCUCCAGGACCAGGUGUCCCAGAGGGAGUGACAGCUGAGCUAGAAUUGGGCAGGGGCUUUGGGUGUGGACUGACGUGCCUGAGCUGGGGACAGCAUGUUCGAGGGCCUAGAGGCCAAGAGAGCAGGUCCUGUGAGGUUCUGGGAAAGAGUUCCUCUGUGCAGUUGGCAUAUAGGGCCUUGCGAACUCCUGUGUGGGGCAGAGGAGGAUGGGAAGGCUUGCUGUGCUGGCGUGGGGGGAGGCGUGAUCCAGACUGUGCUCCUGCUUCUCCCGCGUCCCCUCCUUGGAUAUCCUUGUGACACCUCCCUCCAGAACUGGUGUAUCCAGGCCUGGGCUUGUCCGUCUUCCCUGAUGAGUAGCAGGCACCAAGUCCCCCGCUCCUGCUUUCCUCUUCUCUGCCAGGAAGCCUCUGGUGCCUCAGGCCCCUGUUCCCCGCCUCCCUCCACCCUGUCUUCUGGUGGUGUUAGAUGUGCCUUCCUCUGGGCCUGACCUGGGUCCCGCCCUUGGUGUGGGAUCCCAGGUGUUCCCCUGGCCCAGUCCCCAGAGGGUGACUGGGUGGCUGUGGCUCCCAGUGGGGCAAGCGCUCUUGCCCCAGCUAAUGGAGCUGGCUUCUGUAGGAAGGUUCUGAAGAAGAUUGUUAACGGAUGUGCCGCCAUCCUUCAGGACAAAUGGACUGAUGGACAAGCCUGGUCCGUGCCCUAAGGAGCCUCGAGGCCAGGGAGGAUGGCCAAGCCGUUCGGCCCCGGGGAGUUCCGCUGGGCUAUGAAAUCCAAGCUGCGUGGCUCGGGCUGGAGGGCCACGAUGUCCUGCCAGGAGGAGACGGCUAAAGGCUCUACGCCCAACGUGGGGCUUGAACUCACGACCUCGAGAUCAAGAGUCUCAUGCUCUUCCUGCCGAGCCGGCCGGGUGCCCUGAGACGCACAGACUUUAAAUGUAUAGUCUGAGGAGUUCUGACAGAUGUCUACACAUGUAACCACCACCUUGAUCAGGACAGAGGUGAAGACCGAGAUUUCGGUCUUAAGUGAUUUUUAAAAAGAAUUUCUGCUUAUAGAAUUCACACUGGAGGCAGAGCACUGGGACUGCAGAGGAAUCCAGGGCAGGGCCUGGCAGGGUUUCCUCACGGAAACAUUGUCCUGCUCGCCCUCCAUUGUCUGGCUGCCAAAAAAAGGGGCCAGCUGCCUGCCACCGGCCCGCCGACCAACCACUACGAGCAUGUGGGUGUAUUUUCUUCCAGUUUUUUCUAUGCAUGUAUAUAAAUAUGUUAAAAUUAUUUUCUAUGCAUAUUUUUUACAUACAUGACGUCAGAUCACUCAAAUAAUUAAGUACUUUUAAACUUACUGUAGUCUAAGCACUUUCCUAUAUUGUAAAAUGCUUUGUAAACGACUUCUCAGGAGCCUUUGGUGUUUACUUGGUGAUAUUUGACUCAGCUAGUGUUGACAGCAUAAGGAGUUAAUGUUGGCACUUUUUAAAAUGUGAAUUUUAUUUAUUUUGAAAUAAAUAAUACAUUUACAUGGCUUGAAAU
This is a messenger RNA of Panthera uncia (snow leopard), 3061 nucleotides long. RefSeq names its product ankyrin repeat domain 9 (gene ANKRD9). The transcript is spliced from 4 exons. Gene Ontology annotation, molecular function: protein binding. NCBI's taxonomy places the organism in Eukaryota, Metazoa, Chordata, Mammalia, Carnivora, Felidae. The coding region runs from base 270 to 1232 and encodes 320 amino acids. The record is from RefSeq and is a predicted model, not a curated record.